Orcinus orca (killer whale) is the source of this 5838-nucleotide messenger RNA. It is a transcript of the gene HEXB, whose product is annotated as hexosaminidase subunit beta. Bases 103 to 1683 code for a protein of 526 amino acids. Gene Ontology annotation, cellular component: membrane. Gene Ontology annotation, biological process: carbohydrate metabolic process; glycosaminoglycan metabolic process; ganglioside catabolic process. Gene Ontology annotation, molecular function: beta-N-acetylhexosaminidase activity. NCBI's taxonomy places the organism in Eukaryota, Metazoa, Chordata, Mammalia, Artiodactyla, Delphinidae. The record is from RefSeq and is a predicted model, not a curated record. The transcript is spliced from 14 exons.
CGCGCCGCGCUGCCUGCUUCCCCGCCGGGGAAGAGAAGUCCGGUACCGGGGCAGCAGCUCGGGCAUACCUGGCCGAACGCGGAAGAGAGCAGCUGAGCAGCCAUGGAACAUCGCGGGCUGGGGUGGCCGAGGCUCCCCAGGCUGCUGGAGCUGCUGGCGGCGCUGGCGGUGCAGGCAGUGCGCGCCUCCGCCGUCGCCGCCGCCUCGCCGGACCUGAGUCUUUGGCCCAUGCCUCUCUCCGUGCAGACCACCCCGCGCGUGCUGCACCUCUCUCCCGACAACUUCUUCUUCGGCCACAGCUCCACUUCCAAGGCCGGCCCCUCCUGCUCACUGCUGCAGGAGGCGUUUCGGCGAUAUUAUGACUAUAUUUUUGGUUUCUACAAGUGGCAUCAUGGCUCUGCUGAUCUUCGUGUUGGAGUGGAGUUGCAGCAACUUCAAGUCUCAGUUGUCCUGGACCCAGAGUGUGACACUUUCCCCAAGAUCUCUUCGGAUGAGUCCUAUACUUUACUUGUGAAAGGACCAGUGGCCUCGCUCACUGCCAACAGAGUUUGGGGCGUAUUACGAGGUUUAGAGACCUUUAGCCAGUUAAUUUAUCAAGAUUUUUAUGGGACUUUCACUGUCAAUGAAUCCAACAUUGUAGAUUCUCCAAGGUUUCCUCAUAGAGGAAUUUUAAUUGAUACAUCCAGACACUUUCUGUCCAUUAAGAGUAUUUUUAAAACUCUGGAUGCCAUGGCUUUUAAUAAGUUUAAUGUGCUCCACUGGCACAUAGUAGAUGACCCGUCCUUCCCUUAUCAGAGCAUCACUUUUCCUGGAUUAAGCAAAAAAGGAAGCUAUUCUUCGUCUCAUGUUUAUACUCCAAACGAUGUCCGUAUGGUGAUUGAAUAUGCCCGAUUACGAGGGAUUCGGAUCUUGCCAGAAUUUGAUAGCCCUGGACAUACGCAGUCUUGGGGAGAAGGCCAGAAAGACCUCCUGACUCCAUGUUAUAAUGGAAAAGAUCCAUCUGGGGCUUUUGGACCUAUAAACCCUAUUUGGAAUACAACUUACAGCUUCCUGUCUAAAUUUUUCAAAGAAAUUAGUACCGUGUUUCCGGAUGAAUUCAUUCAUUUGGGAGGAGAUGAAGUAGAUUUUGAUUGUUGGGCAUCCAAUCCAGAAAUCCAGGAUUUCAUGAGGGACAAAGGCUUUGGCAGAAAUUUUAAGAAACUAGAAUCUUUCUAUAUGCAAGCGGUUUUGGAUAUGAUUUCAGCCAUAAACAAGAGCUCCAUAGUCUGGCAAGAAGUUUUUGAUGAUGCAAGCAAGCUCACGCCAGGCACAGUAAUUCAGGUGUGGAAAGUGGAGGACUAUACUCAGGAACAAAGUAAAGUUACAGAAGCUGGCUUCCCUGUGAUCCUUUCUGCUCCUUGGUACUUAGACUGGAUCAGUUAUGGACAAGACUGGAAAAAAUACUAUGCCGUGGACCCUCUUAGUUUUGAGGGUUCUCAGGAACAGAAAAAACUUGUCAUUGGUGGAGAAGCUUGUCUAUGGGGAGAGUAUGUGGAUGCAACUAACCUUACUCCAAGAUUAUGGCCUCGAGCAAGUGCUGUUGGCGAGAGACUCUGGAGUCACAAAGACGUCAGAGGCCUAGAGGAUGCCUACAGGAGACUAACAGUUCACCGCUGCAGAAUGCUCAGGUGGCAGUGGGGGUAAGAAUCCGCUUGCCAAUGCAGGGGACAUGGGUUCAAGCCCUGGUCAGGGAAGAUCCCACAUGCCGCGGAGCAACUAAGCCCGUGUGCCACAACUACUGAGCCCUCGAGCCACAACUACUGAGUCCUCGAGCCACAACUACUGAGCCCACGUGCCACAACUACUGAAGCUCAUGCACCUAGAGCCCAUGCUCCGCAACAAAGAGAAGCCACAGCAAUGAGAAGCCCGCGCACUGCAACGAAGAGUAGCCCCCACUUGCUGCAACUAGAGAAAGCCCGCACGCAGCAACGAAGACCCAACAGAGCUAAAAAUAAAUAAAUAGGUAAAUUUAUUAAAAAAAACUUUUUUCAAUUGUGAGUUCAUAUUCCUUUGUGGGAUUUUCUUUGAGGCCUGGAUUGAGGAUACAUUUAUCUAAAGAGGCCCUACAUUUGUUUUCUCCAGGUUCCUUGGUAUAUUACCAAUCCAUAAGCAUUUUACACUAAAUUCUUCUCUGUUUGGAGUUUUUCAGGUCACACUGGUUCUAUGAAUUUAGGCUGAAAAUGCUAUCAGAAGCCUACAGUUACAAAUUCUCAGAAAUUUUGCCCCUUUGCCCCACAGUCAGUCAGACAAGUUUCCUUGUCCUCUUCUUUUAUGGAGAGGAUUUUCCUCAUUACUUCCAUGAGGAUGUGGCCCUCAAGUUCUAGGUUAGACGUUACCACAGAUUUCUCCAAGAUAGCUAGUGGCUUAGGUGCUGGCUUAUUUUCCAAGAUUCCUGCUCCAGUUUCCUUUUUGGCCUCUAGAAAUUUCCAUUACAUUCUAACCAUCUCAGACAUUAAUUUAAAAGAUGUUAUUUAUAUUUUCCCAGAAUUUUUGGUUUUUCCAGAUAUAAAGUCCAGAAAGAGAAGUCAUCGUGUCAUUUGCCCCUAUAUCCUGCUUGUUUAAUUUUUCAAGUUUCAAUGAAAAAUAACCACCUGGCCUUUUUACAAAUCGCUGAGUUGCUUAUAAGUUCCUAGUUAUCCUAAACAUAUCUUUUCUAUAUUUUUUCACAAACCUGCCCAUGUUUUCUCCUUGGGGGGGGGGAUAGGAAUGAUUGUCAUGUUCUUUUGUUUAAGGGAACCAAAUUGAAAUUAUCAUAUGUAGAAAAAUCAUGAAUUCUUACAUUUUGAGACAGAAAUAUAAAAAGUACACUUUCUUAAGAAUAUCAUCAGCACAGGAUUACCAUACUUAUUAAAUAGUGGAAAUUAUUUUCCACUCUAUUUUUGUUUUUUUUCUUUUUAAAUUUUAAAAUUUUAUGUCUUAUUUUAUUGAGAUAUAAUUGACAUACAGCACUGCAGGAGUUUAAGGUACACAACAUGAUUUAAGUUACAAGAUCAUGAAACGAUUACCACAGAAAGUUUAGUGAACAUCCAUCAUCUCAUCUAGACACAACAUUAAAGAAAUAGAAAAAAAAUUUUUUCUUUGUGAUAAGAACUCUUAGGAUUUACUCUCUUAACUUCCAUUUAUAAUGUACAGCAGUAUUAAUCAUCUUUAUCAUAUCAUAUAUCAUAUCACUAGUACUUAUUUAUCUUAUAACUGGAAGUUUGACUACCUUCACCUAAUUCUACCUUCCCCACCCAACAUUUCCACUCACUUUAUGGAGUAAAACUGACACACCAACUUCAAAUUGUUAUACUCCUUCUGGUAGUGAGGACUGGGAUGAGCUGUCUACUUCAAUGGCUGAUCCCACUGCACACCUGCUUGAUGAGUGGCUCAGCCAAUAUAUGUAAUAAAUGAGUUGUAAUGAAACAGAGCUGUGUCUAAAACAAACAAAUGCUAAAAAACAAGAAAACACACACAUAAAACCUGUCCCCACUGAUGGAAGACACUAGUGACUAUGAACCCUGCCUUAUGCAACUAAACUAAGAGAUUCAGAAAACAGGUCCUGGAGAAAAAGAGAGCAAUAGAACCAGCGAAUUCUAAAUGCUGUGAAUUCGAAAUGUAUUUUUUACCUGUGGCACGAACUGAAUUUAGGAUGGUCUCUCGGUAUGCCACCUGGAGGGGCCCUAGAUAGGUUUCCAGUCCAUAUUCCCUCUUGAUUCGGUCAUGAAUUAUCUCAAUAUGUAACUCCCCCAUGCCACAAAGGAUAGUCUGGUUAAAAGAGGAAGAAAACAAAGAUCAAGGAAAAAAUUAAGUUUAUCACAAAAUACUAAUAAAGGUAUAUCAAUAUAUUUUAUUUUUCAUUACUUACAAAAUGAAUUUCUUCCGUAAUUUUUUUUGGCUCCUACAUCAAAACACUGCUUUUAACUUUUCUGAUUGAAAUAAUAAAUCAAUUAAAAGUGAAUCACUAGGCCAAUCUCUUAUUCUUUGAUAGCUGAAUUAUCAGCUGGGUAAGUGGUAUCUAACUAGAACCACACUUCCCAACCACAAAGGUAAGUUAUGGCCAGUGAAAUAUAAGCAUAAAUGAUGUUGGUAACUUCUGGGUUAUGUCUUUAAGGGUAAAUAAAGCCCUUCUCUUAAUGAAGAUAUAGACAACCAUCUUGAAAUGUGAAUGAGGGCAACAUCUUGUGAAUGGGGGGAAUAAUCCCUCCCCCAAACACUGCCAACCACAUGGCUAUUUCCAACCAUCCUGGGCACCUUACAGUUUUGUGGGCAGUUGAAACUUCCAAAGUAGCUUGGAACUUUACGUGACAGAGAAACUGACUUUUAUCUUCUUUGAACCAAUGUUAUUUUGGGUCCUUGUUAGAACAAAUUUGCAUCAAAACCAAUCAAAACAUGUUUUUGUUUUCAGAAAGCAACAAUGGUUAUUCCUGAAGAAGGUCUUUGUGUAUGAGAGAAUAUAGUGCAAGGAAUCCACAUUUGCCCUAUUUUAUUCAUAUACCAUCUGUGUGUAAGGCAUUAACUUUACCCUAAAGAGAGAUCUGGCCCUUGCCUUCAGCUACUGGGAAGUUAUCUCUAGGCCAAGAUGCUGCCUGAUAGAAAUGUCUUUGCUUGUCUGGGGCCUUUGUCCACCAGACAGUCUAACAAUGUGAUUUAUGAUGUGGCUUUGGAAUAGCUGUACCCAUUUACAACCUAGAGAGUAAAGGUAGUAGCCCAAACCUACAGGAGGCACUAGAGAUUAAAUGUCAACCACAUAGACAGUAUGUGAUUAUGCCCUAAUAAAAACUCUGGGCAUGGAAGGCCUGGGUGAGCUUCCCUGACUGACAAUACUCUGUGCCAGGAGGAUGAAGAAAAGCCUUGCAUUUAGAACCUCUCAGACUUUGCCCUAGGUGUCUCUUCCUUUGGCUGGUUCUGAUUUGUUUCCUCUCACUAUAAUAAAACUAUAAUUGUAAGGAACAACAACAAAAAACUAUUUGGUGUAUGAGGGCUAUACUUUAAUAUAAAGUUAAAGAAGUAAUUAUUUGGAAAAAAGCCAGUUGUAGAAUAAUACAAAUAGAAUGACUUCUUAUAUAUCUGUACAUAUAUAUUUGGAAACAUAAAUACUGUGUUUUAUAACAUUGCACAGCAGAAAAAUGGAUGUUUGGAAAAGUGUGAAAGGCUAUUCACCAAGUUUUCACAGUGAUUACCUAUGCAGAAAAGGAUAGAGAGACUGAAAGGGAGACUUUAAUUCUUUACUUUGUACACUUGAAUGUUAUUUGCUAUUUAAAAAAAAAUAUGUACUGGCAUUUUUUAAAUAAAAAGUUUGUUUUAAUUGCUGUUGUAGCCUUCAGAAUCAAUUAAACUAAAUUGCUACCUCAUUUAGCUGGCAUUUGGGAAAAUAAAGUACUCCAUAUUUUUCAGAUUAACUAAAUCAGUUUAUCCUUUUUAAAGGCAAAUUUAUAAUUUUUUAAGGAAAUUUUUCUAGAAUUUUAUAUAAACUCUACCCUGCCCCCCUAAAAAGAAGAUGCAGAAUGAAUAUGUGUUCUUCUACUGUAUUAUAUAAUAUACAGCACAGUCCUGUACCUACUUUAGGUCUCUAUUUCCUCCCACAUUGUUAGGCUGUAAUCUAUCACUUCUCACCCAUUUUAGGUGUGUUAUCAUCAUUAAAAGUAUACCUAGGGCUUCCCUGGUGGCGCAGUGGCUGGGAGUCCGCCUGCCGAUGUGGGGGACGCGGGUUCGUGCCCCGGUUCGGGAGGAUCCAGCGUGCCGCGGAGCGGCUGGGCCCGUGAGCCAUGGUCGCUGGGCCUGCGUGUCUGGAGCCUGUGCUCCGCAGCGGGAGAGGCC